Messenger RNA from Leucoraja erinaceus (little skate), 484 nucleotides. RefSeq names its product properdin-like. The record is from RefSeq and is a predicted model, not a curated record. The transcript is spliced from 4 exons. NCBI's taxonomy places the organism in Eukaryota, Metazoa, Chordata, Chondrichthyes, Rajiformes, Rajidae. The coding region runs from base 1 to 435 and encodes 144 amino acids.
AUGGGCAGGAGAGAGGCCGUCGCUGAGAGGAAAGGGGGAGAGAGAAACACGGUGGCGACAUCUGCCCACACGACUGGUUCAAUUCCCGAAAAAUGCUUCGAUGUCAGCAGAUGCUCGUUCGAUGCGUAUGUGUGGACCGCGUGGGGAGAAUGGGGUUUGUGUCAGCCGCCCUGUGGACCAGACAGCAGACGGACCCGCAGACGGACCUGCCUGCCAGUCUACGAAGAUGAGAUCGAUGAGAGCGUGACCAUCACGGGAUCACCACGUCUGAAAUGUGUGGAGCUGGAGGGGCGGAGAGAUGUGGUGACGGAGAAUCGAACCUGUCUCAACGUGCCCACCUGUUUGGCCGUGGAUUUCUGUGAUUCUCCCCCUGGCCUCGACAUGGACAAUGGCUCGAGAGGGACAGUCCAGAACCCCCCCACCCCCCGACAUUAAACGCAGACACCGUGUCCAUCUACUGUUGUACGAGGUGAAUUAUUCUCAC